Messenger RNA from Emiliania huxleyi CCMP1516, 543 nucleotides. RefSeq lists its product as hypothetical. Lineage: Eukaryota; Haptophyta; Isochrysidales; Noelaerhabdaceae. The coding region runs from base 40 to 225 and encodes 61 amino acids. The transcript has 2 exons. The record is from RefSeq and is a predicted model, not a curated record.
CACAAGGUCCGCGUCAAGCGUCCCGGCUGCGCCGCUGCAAUGUGGGUUCGUGAGAAGGUGGCCAAGUUCAUCACCUCCGCAGCCUCGACCAAGUAUCCGACUCGCCGCCUUUCCGCGGAGACGCUUCCAUCGCCACGCGAGAUGCGGGCAAGCACGAAAACGAAGGCCGCUGCCAAGCGCGCCACUGCCGAGGCCAAGCCCGCGGCUGCAGAGCAGUGCGAAUAGUCCUCCGCCCCCACGACGGCAGCAUCCCCGAGUCUCUUUGUCCACUACUCCCCAGCGUUGGCUGCUUCAGCGUACGUCGCCGCUCAUGCUCUGGGAGAGCUGAGCGUGUGCGAGCAGUCCACCCGGGGAGGCAACCCAAACCCUCGCGCCGUGACUGCGGCAUGUAGAUAGAACGCCGAGCUCUGUUGUGGCCGGUGGCCCCGGCGCGAGAACCGAGAUGUCCGAGUACCGUCUACCGAGACGUGCGUUCUAUCCUUCUAUGCGUGCGCGCGCGGUUGCGUGUCGUUCGACAUUUAGACAGCAAGUUCGCAAAUUUUA